Molecule: messenger RNA, 1726 nt
Organism: Thamnophis sirtalis
Lineage: Eukaryota; Metazoa; Chordata; Lepidosauria; Squamata; Natricidae
Source: RefSeq, a predicted model, not a curated record
UACUUGCCACGGUUGUUAAGUGAAUCUGGCUUCCCCGUGGACUUUGCUUGUCUGGAGGUGGCAGAAGGGGGUCAUGUGACUCCCGGAACUCUGAAACCGUCAUAAAUGUGUGUGUCAAUUGGAACUGCUGCUGUGUUUUUCUUUUCAAGAAAAAGACCACAGGCCAUCUUUGACUUAACAACCAUAAUUAAGCCAGGAAUUGUGGUUGUUGUUUGUUCAGGUUGUUAGGAAGGUCCGUGCUUGGCUUUAUGACAUUUUUUUCUUUUGCAACGUCACUAAGCAAAACCCAAAUAACAUUUGGCAGGGACUCUGCAAAUGGCCAUAAAUGUGAAUUUAGUAUUUAGUAUUUAAUAAAUUUAUAUGCCGCCCAAUCCCGAAGGACUCUGGGCGGCUUACAGAAAAUACAAAUGCAUUGGUGCAGCCUGAAUUAGUUGCCAAGCACCCCAAAACCCAUCGGGUCGCUUUGAAGCUGGUUUGACGGACAGAACUUCAAAUCCCUUGGUCGCUAAGUAGCGAGGACUACCUGCCACGCACUGAGCGAGCGUUUUAGUUUUGCUUUCGUUUCAAGCAGAGGUGAACUGAGAGGAGACAUCACAAGAGGUUUUUAGCCAUGUUGUUGGGAGUUCAGUAGGUCCAACUGGCCUCGUCCGAUGAGAUUCACUUCUCCUCCUUCUCAUCCUCAACCCUUCAGAUUGACUUCCUCAAUUCGGUCAUUGUGGACCUUCAAGAGAAAAACGCCGAACUAAAAUCGAAACUGAACAAGAUGUCUGAGGCCGCUCUCAACGGAGACGAGGAAGAAGUUAUUAACUACGACAGCGAGGAGGACAACCAAGUCAAGAGGAAGCCUCGUCUCUUCUGCGACAUUUGCGAUUGUUUCGACCUCCACGACACCGAAGAUUGUCCCACGCAAGCCCAGGCGCCCGAGGAACCCCCCCACUCCACGUACCACGGCAGUCGGAAAGAGGAACGCCCGUACUGCACCAUUUGCGAGAUGUUUGGACACUGGACCGCCAAUUGCAACGACGACGAGACCUUCUGACACAGGGCAGGAGCGGAGAGAACGGACGUUGCUUCGGGCGCUAGUUGGACCUUGUCCUCCAACCACCAGUCUCCUAGGGUGGGGCCAGAAGGAGAGAGAAGGGACCGGCACUCUUUCCUCCCAGAAUUCCUUGCAGCAGCCGCCCAGCUUAGAAAGACGCAGUGGGAGAUCUGGUCUUCCACAAGCAAGAUAGUUUAUUCUGCCCUUCUUGAGAUGGAAUUAAAAUAAAUAAUUUAACAGGGGCUGCCAAUUUUCAUUUAGAAAUUUCAUUUCCUGGUUUUGCAUCCAGAAAACUUAUUUCCGGUCACGUGGCUUAAUUUGGGGGGGGGGGGGGGGAGGAGGUGGGGGUGUCAAACCAGCAGGCCCCGAGUUCUAUUUUAGCUCACUUAAAAGCUCUUUGAAAUGAUGCUGUUAAUGUCUCUUAUUUGCACUACGUUGCUCCUUUCAAGCUGUACAUUUGUUUCUGUCACGUUCUGACACUGGAAUGGGUUCACGAGACGAGCUCUUAUUUUCUUAUUUUCCCAAACGUUUGUUCGUUUCUGUUUUUCCUCUGCUUCGAGGAAAGUCUCGAUCAACCGACACGCGUGAGCGAAAACCUUCGCGCGUGUGCUACUGGUGCAAGAUCUAGAAGUAGUGCCUUCCUGUCUGCGAGAUUUCUUUUUUAACAGUGCGAGAUUUUGUCGAGGC